AUGCACAUCAAGUCGAUAACCCUUCAAGGCUUCAAGACGUACAAUGAGGCGACUACCAUCACCUUUUCAGAAGGCUUUGGCCACAAUGGCAGCGGAAAGUCAAAUAUUCUCCUUGGCUUCUCCUUCGCCCUGGGGGAGAUCGGAAACUCCGCAGCAGAGCGGCGCCUACUGCUGCACGAAGGAGUGCACGGGCGGGUGACGAGCGGCUUUGUAGAGUUAAUUUUAGACAACUCCAGCAGACGGCUUUGCAUGUAUGACGCGGAUUCGGUUGUCAUUCGCCGUUCGUUUUCCUCCGAGACCGACGAAAUAACUGUUCAAGGAAAUAUUGUGGGCCGCAGCCGCAACAGCAGCAGCAGCAGCAGCAGCAGCAGCAGGAGCAGCAAGAGCUCCUUUAUAAUACACCAAGGACGCAUUCAGGAGGUCGCAGUUUUGUCUGCUGCUGGGCGUUUGUCGUUACUCUCCGCUGGCUGCUGCAGCUUCAUCGAAGAAAAGACAAAAGAAACAGAUUUGCUGCUGCAAAAAGCCUAUUGGGUAGAGGCAGCGGAGACACUCAAACAGGCUAAGGAGAGACAAGAACAACACCGAGCAGCAAUUCGCCGCCUUGCUGCAGAUGCAGCGGCUGCAGAGGCCAACCGCGAUGAAGCAGCAGCUCAGCUCGCCAAUCUUUCGCUUGAGCAUUCAUCUCAACUUGAAAGAAAAAAGCAAAUGGAGAGCCUGACUAAUGAGCUGCAAUGCGAAGAAAGUCGUCUGCGGCUGGAGUCAAAUUUGCUGGCGGGUGAAGCGGAGGCGCAGCAGCAAAAGAGAGAGACGAUGAAGGAGUUGCUGCUAGAGAAGAAAAAAGAAAUGCAGCAUAUUCAGGAGGAGCUGGAGAAGAAGCUGCGACCGCAGCACGUUGCUGCUGCUGCUGCGUAUUCAGCUGCUCAGCAGCAGCACACACAGCUGCAGCAGCAGCUGCAGCAGCUGCAGCAGCGUCAUUCCUUUUCAGGUGUAUCCGCAGCAGCACGGCAAGCAGCAAUAAGAGAGCGACUGAGAGACAUCGAGCAGCAGCAAAAAACAGAAGCAGCUCAUGACAAACAAAACAAAAGAAAGAUUCAGGAGUUGACGGCGGAGGCGAAGGAAGCAGAAAAGAAAGUUGCUGCAGCAGCAGCAGCAGCAGCAGCAGCAAAAGCAACAAUGGAUGAAGCAACGAGAGACAUCGCCAAGCUCAAGGCGCCGCUAGAAGAGGUGGUAGAGCAGCUGCGGCAGCAGCAGGCGGUGCUUUCGGGUUUGCUGCAGCAGCGCAAUGCUGCAGAAGCAGAAGUAGAGCCGGAGUAUUACAGCGCCGUGGAGGCUGUAGGGGGUUUCGCAUUAUUUCAGUUUGUUGUAGAAGACGCAGCAAAAGCUUUAGAAGCAGUGGCUAGGCUUAAGCAGCAGCAGCAGCAGCAGCAGCAGAAGCAGCAGCAGCAGAGUGGGUUGCUGCUGCAGCGCAGGUGCUGCGUCUCUAUCGUCCCUCUGAAAGAAGUGGUGCAGCAGCAGCAGCAGCAGCAGCGGCACCGCAGUCUGUGGCAGCAGCAAAUGCAGCAGAAGGCGCAGCAGCUGCUCGAUGAAGGCGUCGCUAUGCCUCUCACAGAGUGUAUACGCGUGCUGCCUGAAGCAGCAGGCAUUCAUACAGCAGCAAUUGAGGUGUAUAUUCAGAGUAUAUUUCGUUUAACUCUUUUGGUUCCAUCUCUUGACUCCCCUCAAGUGCAGCAAUUAAAUGCAAGCGGCUAUAACUGCGUGGAUCUGUCGGGUCUACGAAAUGCACAGAAGAAAGAAGAGCAAUUAACUGCUGCUCACCAGCAGCAGCAGCAAACGCUAACGACGCUUCAGCAGCAACACAGAGAGCUGCUGCUGCAGGAGCAGCAGCUAAUAGAGAAGCGCCUCGAUUCUCAUCAUAAAGCACAGGCAGCCUUGGAGCAGCAGCAGCAGCACAAGCUGCUGCGGCAUGAAGCCCUUCAAGCGGAACAGGCACCCUUGACAGCAACAGAGCAGGAGCUGCUGCAGCAGCUGCCGCAGCAACUGCAGCAGCAGCAGCAACUACUGCAGCAGCUGCUGCAGCGGGUGGAAGAGACAGCAGCAGCAGUAAGCGAGGCCGAAGAAACCCUCGAAGUGUCUCUAAGAAGAGGCGUUGAUCGGCUGGAACGCGAGGCGCGGGAGGAGGAAGGCGAGGGUUUAGGGUUUAGGGUUUAUGCGCGCGUUGAUGCGGAAGCAGCCGCUCUCCUGAAGACUCGACAGCAGCAAGAAGAUGCAGCAGCAGAACUGGAAACUACCAUAAGAGCGCUAGAGGGCAAGCUAGCUGCUGCACGAGAGCGGCAAGCAGCAGCAGAAGCCUCUCUUCAGGCUGCUGCAGCACAGUUGGAGCAGCAAAAUGUUUUGCUGCAGCAAUCGCAGCUGGAAGAAACUGCAGCAGCCGCCUUCUGCAGUUUGCUAACGUCAAUAGAAAGGCUGUCGCAGAGCUCGCAACCAUCACAGGACAGCAGCAGCAACAACGGUGUGUUGGGUGCUGCUGCAGAUGACUUUAAGGCCCUAAAGAACAGAGAAAAACUUCAAGAUGAAUCCCUGCUGCUGCUGCAGCAGCAACUGCAGCAGCUGCAGCAACGGCGGCAGCAGCUGCUGCAGCAGCAGCUGCGGCGUAUAGACGCACACUUCUCUGCUCUAUUCGCACAACUCGUACCUGGAGGGAGUGCUAGACUUGAGUUGGCGGAGGAUAUUGGUGAUGAUUCUGCUGCGGAGUCGGGGAUGACGAAGGGGGUUGAAAUGCAGCUAAAUUUUAGUGCAGCAGCAGAAAACAGAGAAACCCUAAACAUGCAGAGACUCUCAGGGGGGCAGAAGACAGUAGCAGCAGCAGCACUGCUGCUGGCGCAGCAGCUCGCAAGCAGCAGCAGCAGCAGCAGCAGCAGCGGCAGCGGAGAGGGUUUGCUGCUGCUAGACGAGCCCGAUGCUGCUUUAGAUAGCCAGUACGCACAGAGGUUAGCAGCAACACUGCAGAAUGCAGCAGCAAACCUCAAGUGCCAAGUCAUCAUCACCACCCUACGGAAGGAGCUGCUGAGCUGCGGCGACAAGUUUUGGCUGGUGCAGCAAAUUCAAAGGGCCUCAAAGCCGAGAGAAAUUACAAAGGAAGAAGCAGCAGAGUUGCUGCUGGAGAUGCCGCAGCAGCAGCAGCAGCAGCAACAGCAGCAGCUGCUGCUGCCCCAACGGGCGCUCCCUGAAGCUGUGCCCUCUAUGGGGUAG
Messenger RNA from Eimeria acervulina, 3249 nucleotides. Its product is annotated as structural maintenance of chromosome domain-containing protein, putative. Lineage: Eukaryota; Apicomplexa; Conoidasida; Eucoccidiorida; Eimeriidae. The coding region runs from base 1 to 3249 and encodes 1082 amino acids. The transcript has 27 exons. Gene Ontology annotation, cellular component: chromosome. Gene Ontology annotation, biological process: mitotic sister chromatid cohesion. Gene Ontology annotation, molecular function: double-stranded DNA binding; ATP binding; protein binding. The record is from RefSeq and is a predicted model, not a curated record.